CGGGGGGUUUUCCGUAAAUUGCACUGAAGAAAAAAGGGUUCAGAAAACUCCCACCGUGUGUGCCAACUCCCCAAACGUCUGCUCUGCGGAGGCUCGGCAGUGCCGGUAAAUAAAAUCAGUUCGUGUUGACGAUGGAAGGGAUAUUAGGGCAGAACAGGGUUGACGAUGUGAGCUGGCUCUGCUCGCUCUCUGAGUCCGAACUUGACAUGUUGAUUAGCAUAAAAAGGAUUGUUCUUCAUCGUGCAAGGAUGAUUGGGUGCGAUGAACUUGCUCAAAAGUUUGAUCUCAAGGUGCUUCGAGCUCUUGCAUUUGUUCUGAUGGAAUGCGUCAAAGAUAAGGUAAAGGACUUGGCACCGCCAGAAUCUGCUGCAUUUAUGGGAAGUUGCAAUCUAUUAAAACAUAACCUUGGUGAUAUUAUGAGUCUUGAAGAGAUAAUGGCCUGUAUUGGUAUUGAUUCGAGAAAGGGUCCAAUAAAAAGACCGCACAAAGAAACUACACGAAAUCAAAAGAAACAGAAAACUGAAGCCAGUAAAUUAUGAGAUCAGGAAUCGCAGAGGCAGAGAAGAAUAGUCACGUGUUUAUAACACGAGUGAGUUUCCAGUGCCCCACUUUCGGAAACAGGUUCUAAAUGUGUAGUUGGACUCGAACAGAUCAUACAGGAGCGGAAUUCAUCUCUUUUUGUUCUAUUUUAUAUGUGUAUGAAGGCCAAGGUCUAAAUUACUUGAAAUUUUGUACUGAUCUUACAUAAUUUUGGAAAUAUCAAAGCAAGGCUUCUUAUAACUUUA
Malus domestica (apple) is the source of this 785-nucleotide messenger RNA. RefSeq lists its product as uncharacterized. The record is from RefSeq and is a predicted model, not a curated record. NCBI's taxonomy places the organism in Eukaryota, Viridiplantae, Streptophyta, Magnoliopsida, Rosales, Rosaceae.